Zasmidium cellare ATCC 36951 is the source of this 3549-nucleotide messenger RNA. RefSeq lists its product as uncharacterized. The coding region runs from base 1 to 3549 and encodes 1182 amino acids. Lineage: Eukaryota; Fungi; Ascomycota; Dothideomycetes; Mycosphaerellales; Mycosphaerellaceae. The transcript has a single exon. The record is from RefSeq and is a predicted model, not a curated record.
AUGGCCACCGCUGCGACGGAGAGAAUAGGUGGGCACGCGAUGCGGAAUCACCAGUCUGGCUUCGAUGGACAUGGGUCGAGGCAAGGAAGCCGGGUCACGUCGCCCAGCAGCAGGAAUGCAACCUCUCAAGAGCGGAACAAUGGCGAACUGCCGCGUGCAGCAUCCUACACCUACAUCCCGCACGCCAAAGAGCAGCGAUAUGGACACCCGGCGGUCGUCGAUAUCAAGGCAUUCUCCGAGUCAGAUUACGUCGCCCAAGACGAUGCCGAUGACAUCUCGCCGCCGGACACUUCCCCACCGGAUUCUUCGGGUUGGAACACACCUGACGAACACGCGCCCGCCAUCGCCCCUCCACAGGCCCGAGAGAUCAUUGCACAUUUGCAAAAGUCGCCCACCGCGAGGCGUCACGACGCCGCCAGUGAAAGUACACGAAGCAGCGUCGAGUCUUCGAAUAGAUACUCGGGCACCAGCGUGGCUUCGACGCAGACAGCGUCCACCGUCGCCAGCACUCCAGCCUCGAGUCAGCAUCGCCCUUCCAUAAACAAGUCUUUCUCGAAACGCUUCUCGCGGCAGUCAUGGUACCAGUCUGCACCUUCCACGCCUUCGCGCUCACCGUCUCCGACGAAAGAGGAACAGCCAACCAGAUCAGGAUCCUUGGGGACAGAUGUUGGCGCUGUGCCGGAGGUUGCAGCAGAUGGGCGUAGGAAGUCAUUGAUCGCGCGGACAUUGACGAACAAGGCGACGAAAGAGAAGAAAGAGACUGCACAAUCGAGCGACGAUCAAGAGCCGAGCAGACCCACUCGAAAGGGCACAUUCUUGCGGAAGAAGAGUGCGCAACGCAAUUCUUCACUGUCGCAAGUCGCUUCCAACGAAGUUCCUGCGCAUGCCACCCCUGGCGAGGAUGCUGUACCUGCAUUGCCUACUUUACCGAAAUCCUUCUCAACAGAUCGGCUUCCUAUGCUACGAUCCCAGUCUGCCAUGUCAGACCGCGCCGCUCCAGUGCCAAGGUUACUGUCUUCUGAAAAGCUGCACGGUCCCAGCCCGCUAUCAACGGCAACGAAGAAGAAGGAUCCGCUUUGGAGCGAGUUUCGCUCGCUGGAUGCGGACUAUGCCAAGUUCUCAUCAAAAUCCACUGCGCUCAAGGCCAAUGUGGUGCGGAACGCAUUGAUACCCUUUUUGAGGACUUACGCUGGCCAUGUUUCUAACAAAAACCUGCGACCGGAGGAUCUGGAUCGCAGGACCAAUAUUUUGAACAAGUGGUGGACAGGCCUGAUCGAGUUGUUACAUGGCCGCAACAACCAAUCCAUCUCAGGGACGGACAGGCCCGCUAUUCUCGAUGGCAUAUCUGGUAUCAUGGAGAGAUCAGAGUGGAGGCUGUCACCGUCUCCUUUCUGCCCACUCGCGGAACGAAUCAGGGUGACGCUCUCGAACGGCAAUCGGUCAAACACCUCCCUGGGAUCCAGCUCGUCCGACUUUCUGACUGAUUCUGUUCAUCACAACGUUCGCAAUAUCUUCAUCCAGAACUUGAGCGCGCAGAUGGCCUUCGUGGUGGAUAAGAUGUCUCUGCGCAACGCUUCGGCAAGCUUGGUGACGUUUUGUGGCAAGGCCUGUGCGUACGCUUUCAUGUUUGUCCCUGGGAUGGCCGAUGUUAUGGUUCGCCUGUGGGAUCUGCCUAUUGACACUCUACGACGGGUCCUUCAUGAGAAUGGCGUUGGCAAGUUUGAGCAGAUGUCUGAAUAUUCCGAGGACAUCGUUGCAAAGUUUCCGCCGGCGGUGCAACAACUUGGCUUUGUGUCUUUGAUGAAGCAUAUGAAGAAGCUUCGCACUCCACCGCCUUUACCUUUGGGGACACACCAUAUCGAAUGGUGGGGCCAUUGGGGAGAGCGCUGGAGUGGGAGAGAAAGUGACUUGUUCUACGUCUUUGUGAAGCAUUUCCACAUACUGGCCAUCGAUUUCCUACCCUCGGACUCGACCAAGAAGAAAAGGAUGUGUGCACCGGGCAUGCUUCUUGUACAUGCGCAAAUCCUUUCGAACCUGGAUGCAACCAUUCACCGCGAUGCCAAUCAUUCACAGCAAGACUCUACGACAGCGAACUCAUCGACCACGUUUGACGAGCUGCUGGGCGACCCAGAUGCGGUCGCCUCAGCACUUCCUGUACCACCAACUAAUGCUAUCAGGUUAAUGGCCGAGAAUCGGCUUAUAAUGUUAAUACGAGACUUUUUAUCUGAGCGGACGGCGGAUCAUCCGGUUGCGAGAGAAGUCUUUGCACAGUCGUUCAACGAUCUUUUGCAGGCAGCCGCUCGAGGCACGUCGAUGUUUGACCAUUCGGCUUGUUACACACUCCUGGACUUCCUGGAGGAGGCGCUUGUCAUUCUGGUGCGCUAUGAGCAGCUUAGGGAGACGGAAGGACCGCUUCUCAAUUCUGACUUCUGGCACCUCGUGUGCAGGAAGAUGAUCGACAGUGAGAAUACCAUGACGGAGAUUCGACUAUACGCCUUUUUGUACACCAUCUGGAAUAUGGUGGUCGCGAACAAGUACCGAAAGGCGAAUCUCUGCAUGGAGUUGUUGCUCGAUCCCGACGUUUUCGAAAGUCGGUUCAAUCACUGGUGUCCGAUGGUCAGAGCAUACUACAUGCGGUUGUUGUGCUGGCGAGUCGGGCGACACGAUGGAGAAGACGGGACCGAUAUCGAGCUUCUGGAUACUUUGGAAUGGCGGCUGCAGACGACAUGGUCACACUACGUUUUCUUGGAGGAGAAGGCGUCGCAUGAAGAGACCUUACGACCCGUCACCAACCCAUGCAACCCCGCGCCAGGUCGCAGGCUGGUCAUUGUGAGAACGGACAAUCAGAUAACACCAGGUGGAUCCUUCCUCACGUUCGACGGACUCUUACGCGACUCGCCAUCACAGAUGCAGAAACCCGCUUGGAGGCGCACAUCUUCAGCAUCGACACUUCUCGAUGGCAUUGAGACUCGACCGGACUCAUCAUCUUCGACGCUCGAUUCUGAAAGCGAUUCUCGCGAAAAAGGCAUUGGCGGUUUCUUGCGGAAGAUGAUUGGCGGCGGGUCCAAGGCUCGUUCCAAAUCGCAAGGUCCUUCCAAGCGAAAUGGGUCGCCGUCGAGCGCUCCACCGUUGCCUGAGGGGGCACAGGGCAUAUCGCGGGCAGCAACGGAUGGGCAGCAAUCGGGUCGCGAACCAGAACCGCCCAAACCGCAGCACCGAAGCCUCAGCUUCAAGUUCUCGCUCGAGUUCCACCCCAACUACAAACAGAUGCCUCCCAUGCGUCUGAAUCGGCCACGUCUACCGACACCCGCUCAGGCUUAUCUUCAGGCGCAGAGGCCGGGUCUGUGCGAGUCUGCAGUCGAAGCUCAGGAGCCGCGCGGCAAGAGUGUCGCACGGGCAAGAUACAGCGGGCGAGCGCUCGCCGAGUGGACGAUGGUGGUUGGGGAAUGCCACAGUUUCUUUGAGAGGAGGAAGAAUGAGGGUGCGCCUGGGAAUAGGCAUGUCGAGACGCCAACGCUGGGGGUAGAGGUCUUCAAGCCCCGGUCGUGA